Parastagonospora nodorum SN15 is the source of this 1557-nucleotide messenger RNA. RefSeq lists its product as hypothetical. The coding region runs from base 1 to 1557 and encodes 518 amino acids. NCBI's taxonomy places the organism in Eukaryota, Fungi, Ascomycota, Dothideomycetes, Pleosporales, Phaeosphaeriaceae. The transcript has 4 exons. Gene Ontology annotation, biological process: transmembrane transport. Gene Ontology annotation, molecular function: transmembrane transporter activity. The record is from RefSeq and is a predicted model, not a curated record.
AUGUCAGAAAAGGACCCACAAGCCGUCCAGCAUGGCGUCGACUCUUCACAGCCCCAAAACAAUCAUUAUGGAGAAGACUCAGAUGUCGUCCUUCUAGACACUGGAGCAGCACAUCUUGAGAAUGCUCAGCUUGCCGAUUUAAAGCUUGCAAAAGACGGUCAUACUGUGCUUAUUCCGCAGCCAACAUCAGAUCCGAACGACCCGCUGAAUUGGUCGUGGCGACGUAAGCAUCUCAUGUUGGCAGUCGUGUCUAUCACGGCUUUUCUUGGCGAUUAUGGGAGUGGAGCUGGUAUACCACUCAUCGUGCUCCAGGGUGAGGAAUGGGGACUCUCGCCUGCCAAAGUUAAUGAGGCAGGCAAUCUCAACGUGUUGAUGCUUGGUAUUGGCGGUAUCUUCUGGAUUGUCAUGGCAUCUUUCUGGGGUCGCGCACCUGUCAUGUUCUGGUCCACCGUAUCAGGCACUUUGUUCACCCUGGCAUGCGCUGUCACUACCAGUUUCGACGUCUUCUACGGUAUGCGUGCCAUGAUGGGCUUCACACUCACUGCGUAUCAAGUUGUGGGGCUUGCUUGUGUCAAGGACAUGUUCUACUUCCACGAGCACGCUCGAAAGAUCGGAAUCUGGGUCGCGAUAUUCAUUCUGUCGCCAUAUUUGGGUCCAUUUUUGGCGAACUUCAUCAUUGCGGGUACUGGUGACUGGCGGGCUGUGUUUUGGCUCGUCUUCGCGACCUGCUGCGCGGAUUUGGUUCUCAUUUUGCUGAUAUGCGACGAGACAUACUAUGAGCGGUCCAUUUCCAUCGAUCAGCAGCCUGCAAGACCUCAAACCGUACUCGGGCGGCUAUCGAGGGUUAUUGGUAUCUGGCAGGUUCAGCAUCAUACAGGAUAUUUCAAGACCGCUUCGCAAGCCUGCCAGCGUCUGCUCUCGGCCUUCCUCAAACCCAUAAUCAUCCCGGCCAUGUUUUAUUAUUGCAUGAGCUUCAUGUGGUCCGUCGGCAUCAAUAUCACAUCUACAAUCCUCCUCGAGACCCCUGUCGCAGUUGGAGGGUAUGGAUUCGGACCAAAGUCCAUCGGUUUCCUCUACUUCACGCCCCUGGUUGCUGUCGGGCUUGGUGAAUCAUUCGGCCACUUUUUCAAUGAUGCCGUUGCAAAACGUUAUGUGGCCAAGCAUAAUGGUGUCUUCAAGCCAGAAGCUCGCCUUGUCACGUCCUAUAUCGCUGCGGCCUUUAUGAUUCCUGGUCUCAUCAUCGUCGGCCAGACCUUGGAGAAGCAUCUCCACUACGCAGGCAUUGUGAUGGGCUGGGGUAUGUAUGUAUUCGGAGUAAUGCUUGCUACGGUCGCAAUUACAGCUUAUGCGCUCGAUUCAUACGGAUCAGCUAGCUCGGAGGUCUCUGGUUUGUUAAAUUUCGCAAGAGGCUACUUCCAACAGCCCUGGGGCGCGAAAAGCGGUUAUGGCCUCUCUUUCGGCAUUCAAGCUGUUAUCGUCGCACUGGCUGUGUCCAUCAUACUCAUGCUUCAGCUUUUUGGAGGGAGGCUGAGGGCAAAAGGUGGACCUGUCGUAUAA